AUGGCACAGAAUGGGAAGUUGCCACACCAGCUUCCUGCAGGCACGCUCCCUCAGCCGCAACCUCCAAACCACGGCUGGCCAAAGUCCACGACCAGAGUGGAUAACGCAUCUCAAAUAACAUAAUUUGUUCUUUCAGGAUUGAAUGUAAUGAAGUACCAACAAGUUGCACUCUUCUCUCUAACUUUAAUAUCUUAUUGUUUUGGUGCUAGUUUCUACCCAAAGAUUCUGUGGGAUCUGCUGACUGCUGUUCAUGUAAUCUCUUAUUCUGGAUGCCUUGUUCAGGCUUUGGUGAUGUACUCAUUUGUCUGCAGUGAUUUGUCCAUUCUUGCAGUUAUGUCCUAUGACAGAUAUGUGGCUAUAUGUCGACCCCUGGUGUGCCACUCUGUCAUGUCAAAGAAGAGACUUUUAAUGUUCGUAUCUUUCUCCUGGUUCACACCUUUUAGCAUUUCUGCCGUGAAUAUGAUUCUCACAUCUAGAUUAAAGUUAUGCAGCUCAUACAUUGCCAGACUUUAUUGUAUAAAUUGGAUAAUUGUGCCACAUUUAACCUCCUUGCUCAUUUUUACUGCCACUAUACUAUUUGAUAUCUUAAAUGUGCGUUUUGGUUCAAAUCUCUUUCCAACCACUCAAAAUGUUAUUAUAGCUCCAACCAUGAAUCCUCUCGUUUAUGGCUUUAAAUUAACCAAAAUUAGGAACAGAAUCUUGGCUGGUUUUAAUUUAAAAAAUGUAAUGCAUCAUUGUAUUUGA
Pungitius pungitius (ninespine stickleback) is the source of this 744-nucleotide messenger RNA. RefSeq names its product olfactory receptor 1L8-like. Gene Ontology annotation, molecular function: G protein-coupled receptor activity; olfactory receptor activity; odorant binding. Gene Ontology annotation, cellular component: membrane. The record is from RefSeq and is a predicted model, not a curated record. Gene Ontology annotation, biological process: G protein-coupled receptor signaling pathway; detection of chemical stimulus involved in sensory perception of smell. NCBI's taxonomy places the organism in Eukaryota, Metazoa, Chordata, Actinopteri, Perciformes, Gasterosteidae.